GCUCGUUUGACGUCGCAGACUCCAACAGCUGAUCCUCCUUCGUCACCUAAGGCGCCACGAGUUUACAACACAGCACGAGUUUCACAGACCUGUUUCACCUUGUUAUGAACUCAGCGGGACACGAAGACAGCAGCAGAAGUUACCGUAGCGCUCCGAGAUGCCAAAAUAUUGUUCGGUCCCAAACUGCAAGAAUGACUCCGCGAGCGACAGGAAAAGCUUCUACAGGUUCCCUCUUCAGGACCCAGUCAGGCUGCAGCAGUGGCUGAGAAACAUGGGACGUGAGAACUGGGCUCCCUCUCGGCACCAGUAUAUUUGCCACGAACAUUUUGCACCUUCAUGCUUCAAAGUGCGAUGGGGGAUCCGUUACCUUGAGAGAGACGCUGUGCCCACUGUGUUUCAGGAGGCUGAGAAACGGAAAGCCACAGACGAUGGCGAGAAGAAAACAAAGCGUCUUCGAACUAUCUGUAAUCCAAGCGUAUCGGUAUCAGAUGACAAGACCAUGGUUUUUGACACAGCAGACAUGCAAAACAAAGUGCACACUGUGCACCUGUAUCAGAUUGCUGUCGAUCCAUCGCAACAAGAAGAAACCAGCUUGGUGCAACUGAGUGAUGUUGGAGAAUCUGACUGCUCUUUUGAGCCAGAACUAGACUCACUGGCAACAGUAGACAGAUUAGAAACGGGGGUAAACUUCCCUUUAACUGUUUUACACACAAUAGAUCAUCUAAGUAACAGUGGGGAGAAGACAGAGGUUGUACUUAUGUCUGAAUGUCCUGCUGGGGAAGGGCAAGAUGAGCUUAUGAAUGAAAUAACUGCGGCCAUUUUAACUCGGGGACACAGGCUGGUAGUGAAUGACUCCACCCUUGAGUGCACAGAUGAGGCUGUGGCUUUAAGUGGAGUUGAAGAUGUGACGCAUACCACAGAGUUGUUCUCAGAUGGCGACGACGGCAACCAUGAAACUCAAGUCAUUGCCUACUUCGAGACGAUACCGAAUGUUUUACCCAAAGACACCUUUACCCAGUUUACCUUUUCACCAGAAACGGUACUAUCAUCGGCUCUGAGCUCCACACCCAUCACAUCCACUCUGCCUAUAGUGUCCAAACACGCAGCACCUCCCCCCACAUCCCUGGUCCUCACUUUGGAAAGACUGGAUUCUGAAGGAGGAGAGGGAGAUGAAGGCAAGUCGGAGGACGACGAUACAGAGCAAGAUUACCAGCUCGAGGAGCACUGCUACCACAAGAACAGUUUGAGUAAGGAGCAGCUGGAGGGAAUUGUGUGUGAGCUACAGAAAAAGGUCAAAGUGCUGCAGCAGCGGCACCGAAGACACCUGGAAAAACUCGUUGGACUGGAGAACACGGUCAGCCAGCUGAGACAAAGCAAUCUGCUGAAUGAAGAGCGACUGCAGUUACUGGAGAGGGCGUACAUGCAGACCAACGGAGCAGUGUCUGAUGCUGGUGAGACGGUCACCAUCAUCUAUGAGGAGGACGAUGCUGCUUACUUGUAUACACCACUGAUAGAUACAGAGGCAAAGCUGUGAGGCCUGACUGACUGCGGAUAUCCCAUCUCUGCGUCUGUGCCAAAUAAAUAAAUAAAUGAAAGAAUAAUGGAGCUUAAACUGUUGAAAACAAAACGCUACAAAAUUUUGUUCUUUCCAGUUUUGUCUCUAAUCCAGAAAAAAAUAUGUGAAAUGUGACUGUGGGUUAGUCCAUCUGCUGUGAACUUUCAACAAAUACGGAUAAAUAGUGGGACAGUGUGGUUUGUGGUAAUGUACAUAUAAUUAAAGUAACUUCAGUUUGGGUU
This is a messenger RNA of Maylandia zebra (zebra mbuna), 1797 nucleotides long. RefSeq names its product THAP domain-containing protein 5. The record is from RefSeq and is a predicted model, not a curated record. Lineage: Eukaryota; Metazoa; Chordata; Actinopteri; Cichliformes; Cichlidae.